Syngnathoides biaculeatus (alligator pipefish) is the source of this 2378-nucleotide messenger RNA. RefSeq names its product replication protein A1 (gene rpa1). The transcript has 17 exons. Gene Ontology annotation, biological process: double-strand break repair via homologous recombination; telomere maintenance via telomerase; DNA replication. Bases 109 to 1977 code for a protein of 622 amino acids. The record is from RefSeq and is a predicted model, not a curated record. NCBI's taxonomy places the organism in Eukaryota, Metazoa, Chordata, Actinopteri, Syngnathiformes, Syngnathidae. Gene Ontology annotation, molecular function: single-stranded telomeric DNA binding; damaged DNA binding. Gene Ontology annotation, cellular component: DNA replication factor A complex; nucleus.
UGAGUGCGUUCGUCAAAACAGUACAAAGCCCAAGACGUCCUAGCGCCUGAGUGUGUUUUAGCUAGUCUUUUAGCGGAAUAAUAAUAAUACAAAUCAUUCUUCGCAGGCAUGAUUACGUUGACGGAAGGAGCGAUAGAGGCCUUGUCCAGUGGAAACUGUGGGAAUGAUGCCGUGCUUCAGUUGGUUAGCAUCCGUAAGAUUGAAGGUGGAAGCGGUCCAGCUCGCUUUCGUGUAAUGAUGAGCGAUGGACGACACACCAUGUCCUCCUUCAUGCUUUGCACGCAACUCAACUACAUGGCUGAAGAUAACCAACUGGCCCCUAACUGCAUCAUUCUUCUUAAGAGACACGUAACCAAUAUUCUCAAGGAUGGGCGGCGCGUGGUAAUCAUUUUGGAUAUUGAGGUCGUCACACCUGCGGCAGACGUCAACGGACGAAUUGGCAACCCGACACCUUACAGCGAUGGACAGAUUAAGGCCCCCCAGCAGGCUGCCCCGCCCAUGGCCUCACCCGCUGCGCCCCCAAGCCGCCCUCCGUUGCAGGCUCAAAUUGGAAAUGACCCGCCGUCCUCCACCUCCUUCCUCCCUCCAGUGAACAGAGCGGUCGGCAAAGAUUUCGGAAAGAAGCCAGCUGCGCUUGGGAUGUCGGGGGGACCCUCCAAAGUCGUGCCCAUCACCAGCCUGAACCCGUACCUAUCAAAAUGGACCAUCCGUGCUCGUGUCACCAGCAAGAGUAGCAUUCGCACUUGGAGCAACUCGCGGGGCGAUGGAAAACUUUUCUCCAUGGAGAUUGUGGACGAGAGCGGAGAGAUCAGAGUCACUGGCUUCAACAAUGAGGUGGACAAAUAUUUUGGGCUCAUCGAGGUCGGCAAGGUCUACUACAUCUCUAAGGGCUCCCUGAAGGUGGCAAACAAGCAGUACACAUCGGUGAAGAAUGACUACGAGAUCACACUGAACAGCGAGACUUCCAUCAUUCUGUGCGAGGACAAAUGCGAAGUCCCCGUAGUGCAAUGCAACUUCAUUUCCAUUGGCGACCUCGAGAAGAAGGCAAAGGAUUCCGUUGUUGACGUGAUUGGCGUCUGCAAGCGUGCGGAGGAAGUUACACGGCUCACCACUAAAACCAACCGGGAAGUCUCCAAGCGGGCUCUCACCCUGAUGGACACUUCCGGCAUGAUGGUGACACUUACUUUGUGGGGAGAAGACGCGGAGCAGUUUGACGGCAGCUCUCAGCCCAUCCUGGCCAUUAAAGGCGCCAAGGUGUCCGACUUUGGCGGCCGCUCACUUUCAGCAGCCUUCAGCAGCACCCUGAUGGUCAACCCGGACAUCCCAGAGGCAUACAAGCUGCGAGGCUGGUAUGACAAGGAAGGGCACAGCAUGGAUGGACAGUCUCUCACGGAGUUUAAAGGUGGCAUCGGUGGGGGAAACACCAACUGGAAGACACUGUCUAUGGUUAAGAUGGAGCACCUGGGACACGGAGAGACGGCCGAUUACUACACCUGCAUUGGCACCGUUGUGUACCUGCGCAAAGAGAAUUGCCUCUACCAGGCGUGCCCAAGCCAAGACUGCAACAAGAAGGUGGUGGACCAGCAGAACGGGAUGUUCCGCUGUGAGAAGUGUGACAAAGAGUUCCCCAACUUUAAGUACCGCCUUAUUCUUUCUGCUAAUAUUUCAGAUUACAGCGACAACCAGUGGGUGACCUGCUUCCAGGAGAGCGCCGAGGCCAUUUUAGGGCAAAACGCAGCUUACUUGGGACAACUCAAGGACUCGAAUGAAGCUGCCUUUGACGAGAUCUUCCAACACGCCAACUUUAACACGUUUGUGUUUCGCAACAGAGUGAAGUUAGAAACUUAUAAUGAUGAGUCCAGGAUCAAAGCGACGGUGAUGGAUGUGAAGCCCCUGGACCACAGGGAUUACAGUAAGAGGUUGAUCAUCAACAUCAGGAAAAUAGCUGCCCAGCAGGAAGGCGCACGGAAGGACUAGAAAAUGUAGAACUUUUUGCGCUUAACGUGGUGCAGCUCCUAUGAUUCCCCUCGCCCCCUCUUUGUUCUUUGUUCUUGUGUGUAAUCCUCUUGGCCCGAGAGAAUGUCGGGCCUCUCUUGAUCGAACAGUUCUUGUUUUGUAAGUGCAGUCACGCCAGCACAAGCAAGACUCUGCGAGACUUUAGUCUUAAGUCCGCCGGUUGGCGCUUCUCUCACCGCGGUCAUGGCUGGAGACGUCCCCACCCGCUUUUUCCACAAGCUGCAAGAGGCUGGACUCACCGCGAUAAGUCGUUUUCGCCAUUUUCCAUUUCUGACUUCUGAGCACAGCAUUUUUUUAUUGAAAUGGUGUGCAUUUGUUUGUCAGCCUUUUGACUUCUACAUUUUACUUUUCUUUUUUUUCUU